This is a messenger RNA of Trichechus manatus latirostris (Florida manatee), 4404 nucleotides long. It is a transcript of the gene STAG2, whose product is annotated as STAG2 cohesin complex component. Gene Ontology annotation, molecular function: chromatin binding. NCBI's taxonomy places the organism in Eukaryota, Metazoa, Chordata, Mammalia, Sirenia, Trichechidae. Gene Ontology annotation, cellular component: cohesin complex; nucleus; chromatin. Gene Ontology annotation, biological process: sister chromatid cohesion. The record is from RefSeq and is a predicted model, not a curated record. The coding region runs from base 301 to 4107 and encodes 1268 amino acids. The transcript has 34 exons.
CGACCGCCACUUUCAAAACCCCCCACCGCUCUAGAACCGCGGGAGCUUCCGUCCCUGAGUAGAAUUCGAGGGUGUAAAGAAGAGGAAGGGGAAAAAUCUUGUACCAGCCCAGGGGUGAAGAAGCCCCCGGCCUGAGAAAGAAGGAAGGAGGAGUGGGGGAGGCGAACAGUCUCGUUGCUGCCUCUGUGUACGCUGAGGGGGGAGGAAUUGUCUUAGAAGAAAGAAGCAAAUCAUCAUUUUACCCACGUAAAUAUAUGAAUAUAUUUCUGACAGUGGAGCGUUCCAGAAGAUGAUAAAGAAAUGAUAGCAGCUCCAGAAAUACCAACUGAUUUUAAUCUACUACAGGAGUCAGAGACACAUUUUUCUUCUGACACAGAUUUUGAAGACAUUGAAGGAAAAAACCAAAAGCAAGGCAAAGGAAAAACUUGUAAAAAAGGCAAAAAGGGCCCAGGAGAAAAGGGCAAAGGUGGAAAUGGAGGAGGAAAACCUCCUUCUGGUCCAAACCGAAUGAAUGGUCAUCACCAACAGAAUGGAGUGGAAAACAUGAUGUUGUUUGAAGUUGUUAAAAUGGGCAAGAGUGCUAUGCAGUCGGUGGUAGAUGAUUGGAUAGAAUCAUAUAAGCAUGACCGAGAUAUAGCACUUCUUGACCUCAUCAACUUUUUUAUUCAGUGUUCAGGCUGUAAAGGAGUUGUCACAGCGGAAAUGUUUAGACAUAUGCAGAACUCUGAAAUAAUUCGAAAAAUGACCGAAGAAUUUGAUGAGGACAGUGGAGAUUAUCCACUUACCAUGGCUGGUCCUCAGUGGAAGAAAUUCAAAUCCAGUUUUUGUGAAUUCAUUGGUGUAUUAGUAAGGCAAUGUCAAUAUAGUAUCAUAUAUGAUGAGUAUAUGAUGGAUACAGUAAUUUCACUUCUUACUGGACUUUCUGACUCCCAAGUCAGAGCAUUUCGACAUACAAGCACCCUGGCAGCUAUGAAGUUGAUGACAGCUUUGGUGAAUGUGGCACUAAAUCUUAGCAUUAAUAUGGAUAAUACACAAAGACAAUAUGAGGCAGAACGGAAUAAAAUGAUUGGGAAGCGAGCCAACGAGAGGCUAGAACUCCUGCUACAAAAGCGGAAAGAGCUUCAAGAAAAUCAAGAUGAAAUAGAAAAUAUGAUGAAUGCAAUAUUUAAAGGAGUGUUUGUACAUAGAUAUCGUGAUGCAAUAGCAGAAAUCCGAGCUAUUUGUAUUGAAGAGAUUGGUAUUUGGAUGAAAAUGUAUAGUGAUGCCUUUCUUAAUGACAGUUAUUUAAAAUAUGUGGGUUGGACUAUGCAUGAUAAGCAAGGUGAGGUAAGACUGAAAUGUCUUACUGCUCUGCAAGGGCUUUAUUAUAACAAAGAGCUUAAUUCCAAACUGGAGCUUUUUACCAGUCGGUUCAAGGAUAGAAUUGUGUCUAUGACUCUUGACAAAGAAUAUGAUGUUGCAGUACAAGCAAUAAAGUUACUCACUCUUGUUUUACAGAGUAGUGAAGAAGUUCUUACUGCAGAAGAUUGUGAAAAUGUCUAUCAUCUGGUUUAUUCAGCUCACCGGCCAGUAGCAGUAGCAGCUGGAGAAUUUCUCUACAAAAAGCUCUUCAGCCGCAGAGAUCCAGAAGAGGAUGGAGUGAUGAAAAGAAGAGGAAGACAGGGCCCAAAUGCAAACCUUGUUAAGACGUUGGUUUUCUUCUUUUUGGAAAGUGAGUUACAUGAGCAUGCAGCAUACCUUGUGGAUAGCAUGUGGGACUGUGCUACUGAGCUGCUGAAAGACUGGGAAUGUAUGAAUAGCUUGCUGCUGGAGGAGCCACUUAGUGGAGAGGAAGCAUUAACAGACAGACAAGAGAGUGCUCUCAUUGAAAUAAUGCUUUGUACCAUUAGACAAGCAGCUGAAUGUCAUCCUCCCGUGGGAAGGGGGACAGGAAAAAGGGUGCUGACAGCGAAGGAGAAGAAGACCCAGUUAGAUGACAGGACAAAAAUCACUGAACUUUUUGCUGUGGCCCUUCCUCAGUUACUGGCAAAAUACUCGGUAGAUGCAGAAAAGGUGACUAACUUGUUACAGUUGCCUCAGUACUUUGAUUUGGAAAUAUAUACCACUGGACGAUUAGAAAAGCAUUUGGAUGCCUUACUGCGACAGAUUCGGAAUAUAGUAGAGAAGCACACAGAUACAGAUGUUUUGGAAGCAUGUUCUAAAACUUAUCAUGCACUGUGUAAUGAAGAGUUUACAAUCUUCAACAGAGUAGAUAUUUCAAGAAGUCAACUAAUAGAUGAAUUGGCAGAUAAAUUUAACAGACUUCUUGAAGAUUUUCUACAAGAGGGUGAAGAACCUGAUGAAGAUGAUGCAUAUCAGGUAUUAUCAACAUUGAAGAGGAUCACUGCUUUUCAUAAUGCCCACGAUCUUUCAAAAUGGGAUUUGUUUGCUUGUAAUUACAAACUAUUGAAAACCGGAAUUGAAAAUGGAGACAUGCCUGAGCAGAUUGUUAUUCAUGCACUGCAGUGUACCCACUAUGUAAUACUUUGGCAGUUGGCAAAGAUAACUGAAAGCAGCUCCACAAAGGAGGACUUGCUGCGUUUAAAGAAACAAAUGAGAGUAUUUUGUCAGAUAUGUCAGCAUUACCUGACCAAUGUGAAUACUACUGUUAAGGAGCAGGCCUUCACUAUUCUAUGUGAUAUUUUGAUGAUCUUCAGUCAUCAGAUAAUGUCAGGAGGACGUGACAUGUUAGAGCCAUUAGUUUACACUCCUGAUUCUUCGUUACAGUCUGAGUUGCUUAGCUUUAUUUUGGAUCAUGUCUUCAUUGAACAGGAUGAUGAUAGCAACAGUGCAGAUGGUCAGCAGGAGGACGAAGCCAGUAAAAUCGAAGCUCUGCACAAGAGGAGAAAUUUACUCGCAGCAUUUUGUAAGCUAAUUGUAUAUACUGUAGUGGAGAUGAAUACAGCUGCAGAUAUCUUCAAGCAGUAUAUGAAGUAUUACAAUGACUAUGGAGAUAUUAUCAAGGAAACAAUGAGUAAAACAAGACAGAUAGACAAAAUUCAGUGUGCAAAGACACUUAUUCUCAGUUUGCAACAGCUCUUCAAUGAAAUGAUACAAGAAAAUGGCUAUAAUUUUGAUAGAUCAUCCCCAACAUUCAGUGGCAUAAAAGAACUUGCUCGACGUUUUGCUUUAACUUUUGGACUUGAUCAGUUGAAAACCAGAGAAGCCAUUGCCAUGCUACACAAAGAUGGCAUAGAAUUUGCUUUUAAAGAACCUAAUCCACAAGGGGAGAGCCAUCCACCUUUAAAUUUGGCAUUUCUUGAUAUUCUGAGUGAAUUUUCUUCUAAACUACUCCGACAAGACAAAAGAACUGUGUAUGUUUACUUGGAAAAGUUCAUGACCUUUCAGAUGUCACUCCGAAGAGAAGAUGUGUGGCUUCCAUUGAUGUCUUACCGAAAUUCUUUGCUAGCUGGUGGCGAUGAUGACACCAUGUCGGUUAUAAGUGGAAUCAGCAGCCGAGGAUCAACUGUGCGGAGUAAAAAAUCAAAACCAGCUACUGGAAAACGGAAAGUGGUUGAGGGCAUGCAGCUCGCACUCACUGAAGAAAGUAGUAGUAGUGAUAGUAUGUGGUUAAGCAGAGAACAAACGCUGCACACCCCAGUUAUGAUGCAGACACCACAGCUCACCUCAACUAUUAUGAGAGAGCCCAAAAGAUUACGACCCGAAGAUAGCUUCAUGAGUGUCUAUCCAAUGCAGACUGAACACCAUCAAACUCCUCUUGAUUAUAACACGCAGGUAACAUGGAUGUUAGCUCAAAGACAACAAGAGGAAGCAAGGCAGCAGCAGGAGAGAGCAGCAAUGAGCUAUGUUAAACUGCGAACUAAUCUUCAGCAUGCCAUUCGGCGUGGUACAAGCCUAAUGGAAGAUGAUGAAGAGCCAAUUGUUGAAGAUGUUAUGAUGUCCUCAGAAGGGAGGAUUGAGGAUCUUAACGAGGGAAUGGAUUUUGAUACCAUGGAUAUAGACUUGCCACCGUCAAAGAACAGACGAGAGAGAACAGAGCUGAAGCCUGAUUUCUUUGAUCCAGCUUCAAUUAUGGAUGAAUCAGUUCUUGGGGUGUCAAUGUUUUAAUACCAGUACACAAUUAAAUGUGUGGUGAAGUCAUUUUCUAAGUGGAAGAGGAAAUUUUAAAAUAAAGUGUGGUAGAUACAGUGAAAUUCUGUACAGAUUUUUCUCUAAGGAGAAUAUGACAUGCUUAUGCUUACCAAGAUCAAGUGCAUUGAGGGGCAGUUUUGUUUGCCUGAAAAAAAGUAAAGGACAAGUAAACAAUUUGAUGAUAAGCUACCGUUUUUCUUAGAAAGUAAAUAUUUUAUUUAUGCGCUGUUAGUUGGCUUUUGAAUCAAUUAUUUCAUGCUUUUUUAAAAAAAA